Molecule: messenger RNA, 261 nt
Organism: Phytophthora infestans T30-4
Lineage: Eukaryota; Oomycota; Peronosporomycetes; Peronosporales; Peronosporaceae
Exons: 1
Coding region: 1-261 (86 amino acids)
Source: RefSeq, a predicted model, not a curated record
AUGGCAGCGUCCGCUGCGUCGAAGUGGCAAUGGAGCUCUGUUCGUGACACGACAGCGUGGCAGCAGCAACAACGUCGUGUACAGUUUAACGUCGCCAUGGGGGACUCACCAGUCGAGAGUGAGUCGCAGCAUCAUCGCUCAUGCUGCCUGGCCGCCAGUCAACAAGAUCGUCGGAAAAUUACACUUUACGAGCCGACAAAGCGGUUGGACAGUUUUGUCGACUCGCUUGACGCGUCACGAGAAAUGGAGCUGCGAAGUUAA